GCCUAUAAGGCCUGCAUCUGUGGUGUGCAUGCAGCAGCAAGCAUAUCGCGCACACGACGAGCUUCCAUAUAUGGGAAUGGACGGCGAUUCUUCAUACUCACCGGCAUUGGCCGCCGUCGCCGGCGCCGUCGCGCUGGUGGCGUUCUGCUCCUACUACCUGGCCGUCACCCGCGCCACCGGCGACGGCGAGGCGAGGCGGCGGCGGCGGCGGCACCCGCCGGUGGUCGGCACGGUGUUCCACCAGCUGUACCACGUCCGGCGGCUGCACGACUACUACACGGCGCUGUGCCGGGAGCACACGACAUUCCGACUGCUCGCGACGCCCGGCCGCCGGAACAUAUACACGUGCGAUCCGGCCGUCGUCGAGCACAUCCUCCGGACCAACUUCCCCAGCUACGGAAAGGGCCCGUUGAACUCCGAGAUCCUGAAUGACCUGUUCGGGGAAGGUAUCUUCGCCGUCGACGGCGAGAAGUGGAAGACGCAGAGGAAGAUCGCCAGCUACGACUUCACCACGAGGGCCCUCCGCGACUUCAGCAGCGACGUCUUCAAGAGGAACGCCGCGAAGCUCGCCGGCGUCGUCUCCAACCACGCGGCGUCAAACCAAUCCAUGGACUUCAAGGGGUUGUUGACGAGAGCAACGAUGGACUCCAUCUUCACCAUCGCCUUCGGGCAAGACCUCAACACGCUGGAUGGCUCCGGCGAGGGGCGCCACUUCGCCAAGGCGUUCGACGACGCCGGCGAGUACCUCCUGCUCCGCUACCUCAACCCGUUCUGGAAGCUGGCCAGGCUGCUCAACGUCGGCGCCGAGGCGACGCUCAAGGAGAGGAUCAAGGUCGUCGACGAGUUCGUGUACAAGCUCAUCCGUGCCAGGUCCGACGAGCUCUCCAACACCAUGGCACAAGAUCAUCGUUCCAGGGAUGAUCUCCUGUCAAGAUUCAUCCAGGCAACGACCAGCGAUUCUGGGACGGUUGAUUACAAGUACCUGAGAGACAUUGUUCUGAACAUUGUCAUAGCCGCCAAGGACUCGACAUCGGGGUCGCUUGCUUGGUUCCUGUACAUGGCGUGCAAGCGCCCGGAAGUCCAGGAGAAGAUUUUCGACGAAGUCAUGGAGACCACCAACGCCGGGGACUGCGCUUCCAUCGACGAGUUCUUGACGAGCCUUACCGACCAAGCACUGAACAAGAUGCACUACCUGCACGCUGCACUGACGGAGACGCUCAGGCUGUACCCUUCAGUUCCACUGGAGAACAAGCAGUGCUUUUCGGACGACGUGUUGCCCAACGGUUUUAGCGUCAGCAAGGGGGACGGGGUAUUCUACAUGCCCUACGCGAUGGGGAGGAUGGAGUUCUUGUGGGGUAAAGACGCUGAAGCUUUCCGACCUGAACGUUGGCUCGACGAGCACGGCGUGUUUCAGCAGGAAAGCCCAUUCAAGUUUACAGCUUUCCAGGCCGGCCCAAGAAUCUGCAUCGGGAAGGAUUUCGCGUACAGGCAGAUGAAGAUCUUCGCGGCCGUGCUGAUCCGUUCCUUCGUGUUCAAACUUCGCGACAAGAAGGACAACGUCAGUUACAGGACAGCGAUUACGCUUGCCAUCGAUCAGGAUCUCCAUCUGACUGCUACGGCAAGAUGAGUGUACAGUGUACACUAUACACUAUACAGUGACAGUGGCACGUAGGGCAGCUGACUCUACUCACGCUAGUGACAGCUCCUUGUGAAAACAUAAUAAUAAUAUCUCUCGAAAAUAAUAUAGCUGCAAACUUAAUUGUGUCUGAUUGCAAA
Oryza sativa Japonica Group (Japanese rice) is the source of this 1776-nucleotide messenger RNA. Its product is annotated as cytochrome P450 704C1. NCBI's taxonomy places the organism in Eukaryota, Viridiplantae, Streptophyta, Magnoliopsida, Poales, Poaceae. The record is from RefSeq and is a predicted model, not a curated record. Gene Ontology annotation, molecular function: iron ion binding; monooxygenase activity; oxidoreductase activity, acting on paired donors, with incorporation or reduction of molecular oxygen.